AUGGUUUCGAAAUUCGGACCAGAUGAACUCAAAGUGAACAUUAAUGGCCGAACCCUAACCGUAGAGGGUAAACAAGAAGUCAAAGAGGACUCGAGUUACACAUGCAGAAGGAGUUGGCGCAGAGCAGAUAGGAUCCAGCCUUACCGACUAGCGUCAGCUGGCCAUCAGUUACCAAAGCUCAAAGCGGCCAUCUGCUCUGGGAGUCACUACGCCUUUGACUUCCAUCCCGAACCGUAG
Molecule: messenger RNA, 237 nt
Organism: Cooperia oncophora
Lineage: Eukaryota; Metazoa; Nematoda; Chromadorea; Rhabditida; Trichostrongylidae
Source: the annotation of a GenBank genome assembly